Molecule: messenger RNA, 577 nt
Organism: Ricinus communis (castor bean)
Lineage: Eukaryota; Viridiplantae; Streptophyta; Magnoliopsida; Malpighiales; Euphorbiaceae
Product: non-specific lipid-transfer protein A-like
Exons: 2
Coding region: 80-433 (117 amino acids)
Biological process (GO): lipid transport
Cellular component (GO): membrane
Molecular function (GO): lipid binding
Source: RefSeq, a predicted model, not a curated record
AUUUUAUAAUACUUAAUCUUAAAAAAUAAUUCAAAAUCUCAGUUAGGCAAAGCACUUGAAAACCUAAGCAGAAAGAAAAAUGAAGGGAAUAAUUAUAUCAGUGCUGGGUGUUACAGUUAUCAUGGUUCAAUUGAUGGCAAUGCAAGGAGUGGCUAUUGACUGUGCGCAAGUGAACUUGUUAUUAGGCACUUGCAUGCCAUACCUUAUAGGAUUUGAUUCUUCUCCUUCUCUUGCGUGUUGUGCUGGGGUCAGGAAUUUGAAGAGGCUUGCUCCGACCACCGCUGAUCGGAGAGUUGCAUGCGACUGUGUUAAGGCUGCUGCGGCCCGCCACCCAAAUAUAAGGGAUGAUGCUGCCUCUACCCUCCCUAACAAGUGCGGGGUUGACUUUAAUAUUCCUGUCUCUAAUACCACCAAAUGCCAAGACAUAAACUAAGACGAAGAUGAAGGCAUAUAGCAAUAAAAGCUUUGGGAGAUUUCUUGAGGUUCAAAUCUCAGCACUCACAUUCAGACAUUCUUGCUUUUAUUAUUAUUUUGCUGAACCACUGAUGUUCAAUUAAUAAAACAUAUUGGACUAGUA